This is a messenger RNA of Schistocerca gregaria, 1035 nucleotides long. Its product is annotated as dehydrogenase/reductase SDR family member 11-like. The transcript is spliced from 6 exons. Lineage: Eukaryota; Metazoa; Arthropoda; Insecta; Orthoptera; Acrididae. Bases 150 to 890 code for a protein of 246 amino acids. The record is from RefSeq and is a predicted model, not a curated record.
UCAGUGUUGAGCUGUUAUUGGACAAGGCUAGUGAGUGAGACGCCAGGAGCUGGGAGGGGAACGGACGAAGGGAGGUGGGUGGGUACCGGUGUAAGGAGCGCGGACGUUGUGUAAGAGUUUGCCGUCAGUCCGCGCCGUACAUCGCCGCCAUGCAGAGGUACGCGGGUCGAGUUGCCAUGGUGACAGGAGCCAGCUCCGGCAUCGGCGCUGCCAUCACGAGGGCGCUGCUGCGGCACGGUGUCACCGUGGUGGGCGUGGAUUUGCAGCCGGACAGGAUGGAGGCAUGGGAGUUAAAUGACGCCACAGGAAAGUUACAUCCUCGCUACUGUGAUGUCAGCAAUGAAGAAAGCGUUGUAUCUGCAUUCAAAUGGACUCUAGACAACCUGGGAGGUGUCGAUAUUCUCAUCAACAGCGCUGGCGUCUUCUUUGAUGUAACCCUAACUGGGGGAGCCACUAAAGACUGGAGACGUAUGUUGGACGUGAACGUGUUGGGUCUGAGCAUCUGCACCAGGGAGGCCGUGCAGGACAUGCUGAGCAGGGGCGUCCAAGAUGGCUUUAUCAUCCACAUCUGCAGCCUCGCCGCUCACAUCCCACCACACGAUCCUGAAUACGCGAUGUACUUCGGCAGCAAGACCGCUGUCAGGGUGCUGCUUGAUGGACUGAGGAAAGACUUGCUCGCCCGGAACAGCCGCAUACGCGUUGGAGAAGUAUCCCCUGCGCUGGUGAAGACGGAGAUCUCGAAGAACGUGAGUGAAGAUAACCAAGCCUUGUGGGAUUCCCCUUGCCUACAGCCAGACGACGUGGCACAGGCAGUGUUGUACAUGCUGUCACAGGAGCCGCACGUGAUGGUGUCUGACGUCAUCAUUCGAGCUACGGGCUCACUCCACUGACAGCGUUCGGUGUACGACCGAGGACCACAAAGAAGUUUAAGACUUUUACAAGUCUUACAACAAAUUUAUUAAAAUUUUAAGCCUAUAAAAGAUUAAUCCAUAACAAUUUAUUUUAAUGAUUCGGAUUAAAUAAUUAUUGAAUGUA